This is a messenger RNA of Oldenlandia corymbosa var. corymbosa, 1500 nucleotides long. NCBI's taxonomy places the organism in Eukaryota, Viridiplantae, Streptophyta, Magnoliopsida, Gentianales, Rubiaceae. The record is from the annotation of a GenBank genome assembly.
AUGACGAAAAUCGUGGGGACUUUAGGUCCACGUUCUCGAUCGGUUGAGGUUAUUUCCGGUUGUCUUAAAGCUGGAAUGUCCGUUGCUAGAUUUGAUUUAUCAUGGGAACACCCUGAGUAUCAUCAAGAAACUUUGGAGAACUUGAGAGCAGCCGUCAAGGCAACCAAAAAACUUUGUGCUGUUAUGUUAGAUACUGUGGGUCCUGAGCUCCAGGUUGUUAACAAAAGUGAGACUGCUAUCUCACUAAAAGCAGAUGAAACAGUGAUCCUUACCCCCGAUCAAGGUCAGGAAGCUUCUUCAGAAGUUUUGCCCAUCAACUUUGCCGGACUUGCUAAGGCUGUGAAAAAGGGUGACACCAUUUUCAUUGGCCAGUAUCUGUUCACAGGAAGCGAAACCACCUCCGUCUGGCUGGAAGUAAAUGAAGUGAAAGGUGAUGAUGUUGUUUGCAUAAUUAAGAACACUGCAACGCUUACUGGGUCCUUAUUUACACUUCAUGCCUCUCAAAUUCGCAUUGAGCUACCAACAUUAUCUACUAAGGAUAAAGAGGUUAUUAGCACAUGGGGUGUGAAGAACAAAAUUGACUUCAUCUCACUUUCUUACACAAGGCAUGCGGAAGAUGUUCGUGAGACUCGUGAAUUCUUAUCUAAACUUGGUGAACUCAGCCAGACACAAAUCUUUGCGAAAAUUGAAAAUGUAGAGGGCUUGACUCAUUUUGAUGAGAUCCUUCAAGAGGCUGACGGCAUCAUACUUUCCCGUGGAAAUCUGGGUAUAGAUCUUCCGCCAGAAAAGGUUUUCUUGUUCCAGAAAGCUGCUGUCCACAAAUGUAAUAUGGCUGGCAAGCCUGCAGUUGUAACUCGUGUUGUUGAUAGUAUGACAGACAAUUUGAGGCCUACUCGUGCUGAAGCAACAGAUGUUGCAAAUGCUGUGUUGGAUGGAACUGAUGCAAUUCUUCUCGGAGCUGAGACUUUGAGAGGUUUAUACCCCAUUGAGGCUGUUUCAAUUGUAAACAAAAUCUGUGCUGAGGCUGAGAAGGUUUUCAAUCAAGAUCUGUAUUUCAAGAGGACUGUGAAAUAUGUUGGAGAACCCAUGAGCCACUUGGAAUCUAUUGCUUCCUCUGCGGUACGGGCUGCUAUUAAAGUUAAAGCGUCAGUGAUUAUCUGUUUCACUUCUUCUGGAAGGGCUGCAAGGUUAAUUGCCAAGUAUAGACCAACCAUGCCAGUGCUGUCUGUUGUCAUUCCUCGACUGAAGACUAAUCAAUUAAAGUGGAGUUUUAGUGGUGCAUUUGAGGCAAGGCAGUCGCUUAUAGUACGAGGUCUCUUUCCCAUGCUUGCUGAUCCUCGGCAUCCGGCUGAAUCUACAAAUGCAACCAAUGAGUCGAUUUUGAAAGUAGCUCUUGACCAUGGAAAGGAGUCAGGAGUAAUCAAGUCACACGAUCGAGUUGUGGUUUGCCAAAAAGUUGGAGAUGCAUCUGUCGUAAAGAUUAUUGAGCUUGAAGAUUAG